AUGUCCUUUUUCGGCUUCGACACGUCGCUGCCUAGGGACCGCCAAGGUCACUCGACCAAUGCGCCUGGUUUCGGCCAGACUCCCGACCCGUGGGCGGGCCUCUCCAACAGAGCUCAAGGCGCCGAAGACGAUGCCAUUGACUUCGACGACACGUACGACGGCCUGGGCGACCAGCUUGACGAGACUGACGAUGCCUUCAACGACGACACGUUCGGCGAAGAGCCUGCAUCCCAGGCAGGCGUCGGCAGAGACUUUGACUUUUCCGGUCAGACCGCCAUGAUGGCCGGUACAAUCCACGAAGAGCAAAUGCUGUACACGGCCAGACAGCCGCCGACGAAGGAGCAGAUGCCCAAGUCCCAGCCCUCAAAGUCUGGCUACGAAAGCUAUGCUCACCCCGGCUACAUUGGAAACCUGGAGGCCAAUGCCGACAUCUGGGGUCUGCCCAAGAAAUCUACCCCGGUCCAGGAUAACCACCGUUACCAGAACCAGCCUGCUGCUGCUCCCCCUGCUAGGAAAAUCAUGAGCUUGGAGGAGGUUGAGGCUGCUAUGCUUGCCCAGAGCAAGCCUAUGGCACCGCCCGUCACACAGCCUUCUCCACAGCCCCAGAUUCCACCUGGAUUCCCUCAGCAGAUGCCCCCAGGGUUCAUGCAGCCUCCCGGAUUCGGUGCACCACCCCAGGUUAUGCAGCGACCUCAGCAGUUUGUCCAGCAGCGGCCUCCGUCUGUUCCCCAGCAACAGAUGCACGAACUCCCCGGUCAUGGUAUCCCGCAGCAGCCCCAGAUCCUGCAGCGUCCGCAGCAACAGCACACUCCUAGGGCGACACCCCCUCAACUGCAGCAAAUGCACCAGCCUCCGCACCAGCCCCGCCAGAUCUUGCAAAACCCGAACCGUCUCUCCGGUCAAGGCCAGCCAAUAGCUCAGGCUUUCCACCGCAUGCCACCCACUGGCCCUGCCCACGUUCGUGGUCCAUCUUAUCAGGGUCAGGUCAUCACACACCCUGAGCAACUUCUUCGUCUCUCGGACGCGGAUCGUGCUGCGUUCCUCGAAGAGGAUGCCAGGCGCGCGAAGAGGAUCCACAAGAUUCACAUGCUCUCCAAGGACAAUGGCCUUAUGACUCCCCAGGACAAGAACUUUAUCACACGCAUCCAGCUGCAACAGCUGGUCACUGCUACCGGAAACGCCGAUGAACAGGGCCCAGAGGCCUCUUUGGCGGAAGACUUUUACUAUCAGGUUUACUCGCAGAUCCGGGGUGCCCCGCGCCAGAACCCCCAGCAACCGGCAAACCAGUUCGCGCAAACGUACCUCUUCCAGACCGGCGGGCGUUAUGGUGCCGGUCGUCGCCACCACCGCGGUGGCGACAACCACGUUCAGCGCAUGGAGCAGCAAGUCCAGCGUGCUGUUGAGGCUGCCAAAGCGAAGCCCAAGAACAAGCAGCUCGUCAUCGAGGGCAGUCUGGGAAAAAUCUCGUUCAGCAACGCUAAGACCCCUAAGCCUCUGUUGAACAUUAAGAAGCCUGAAGGCGAUGCGCGCCCUGGUGGUGCUCGCCGCCCAAGCAGGAAUGCCGAUGCCGCCGACAGGAAGGCAUCUUUGAGGGACAUUGAAAAUGUCUACAACACGCUGAUGCAGAUGGAAGACCAUGAACGCAGCAUGCCUCCUCCGCUGCACGACGGCAGCAGUCCUGAAGAAAUUCAGUUGCACAUGGAAUGGCGUCAGAAGAUUCAGGCUUUGAACCAGAAGUUGUGGCAGGGUCUCAAGGUCAUGGAACCCAUCAUGCCAAACGCUGCCGUGCCUCACCCAUUCAUGGCUAUUCUCUCCCACCCCAAGGGUAAGAAGGCCAUCCCGCGUAUUUUCCGCCACAUCGACGAGCAGCAGCGCGUCACCAUCCUCACCAUGCUUGUUGUGCAACUCGACACUCUUGAUGUUGUCCAGCACGGCGCUCCGGUUGACCAAUUGACGCCGCUGCCGCGCCAGGUCAAGGAAGAGAUUGAGCUUUUUGCCAUGGCCGUCAUGCCGUGCCUCUUUGCGUACGUCAACGAGGCGCCCCUGAACAUCGUCAUUGGUCUCCUUGGUCUCGUGCUCGAGCGCACGAACGUUGCCUUCUUGUGUCGCACUAAGAUUGGUCUGUCUAUCCUCACCAUGUUUGUCUCUCGCGCGGAGUUGGUCAAGCAAAGCACGCCGCCCACGCCGCAGACAAUGGCGGACCUGCAGCAGAUCGAGUCGCUCUACAACCGCCUCUUCGAUGCCGUUGAACCCAUGCUGCCCUACAUCUUCCCCGGCAGCGUCAAGGAUGAUGAGGACAUCUAUGUGUGGCAGUUCCUUGCCGCCAUGGGAGCCGGUGCAUCUGCGGAACAGCAGCAGAGGCUCGUCUUGGGCGUCAAGGACCGCGUCAUGGACACGGUCAACGUCUGCAAGGCGCUGCCAAAGGAGAUGGCUGCGACGCGCUUGGGCCAUGUCAACCUGUUCAUGCGCGCCAUCGGCUUGGACGUCGAGCUGCUCGGCUGA
Messenger RNA from Aplosporella prunicola CBS 121167, 2502 nucleotides. RefSeq lists its product as uncharacterized. The record is from RefSeq and is a predicted model, not a curated record. The coding region runs from base 1 to 2502 and encodes 833 amino acids. Gene Ontology annotation, biological process: P-body assembly; deadenylation-dependent decapping of nuclear-transcribed mRNA. Gene Ontology annotation, cellular component: P-body. The transcript is spliced from 2 exons. NCBI's taxonomy places the organism in Eukaryota, Fungi, Ascomycota, Dothideomycetes, Botryosphaeriales, Aplosporellaceae. Gene Ontology annotation, molecular function: RNA binding.